AUGACUACUACAACUACAUUUCUUCAGGCUAAGGACAAGGAGAUCCACUCUUCAGCCCUGUCUGUGAGGUCCACCAGUACUUCAUGCACGCUUAUCGAUAGUCCAAGCUCAUUUUGCCCGUCGCGAAUCUUGACCGUCAAUGCUCAAGGGAUCGGCGCCUUUCGUCUCCCACUACCACCUCGGCAGACAGAAAUUUUUGUCUAUAAUCCGGAUGGCACCGAGGCCUAUGUUUCCAAACGCGACAAACGCUGCUCAGGCAAUGCAGUUUUGUCUCACCCGAAGCGCGGAAGCCUUAUCCGAACUGAAUACUUCUUCGGUCCGAGCCGUGAUCCUGUGAUGCACCUACUUCAGACGUCUAGUAAUCCGCCCGAGGAAGUGACUGUUGCCGGUAAAUGGACUUCGCGGACGAUGCGCUUCGCUAUGCCUACAGGUAAACAGUUUGAAUGGGGAUAUGCCAAGGAGAAACGAGCAGAUGGACAGAAAAUCAAUUUGAUUAUUUUCCGCGCAGCGGAUGAAGCCGGAGAAAAGAGCAAAGAUCGCAAGGAUCGCAGGAUUGCGCAGCUGGUUCGCGGUCAGGAUACUCGGACACCGGGCACAUCGCGGUGUACUGCGGGCAAUGGGGGUGAAUUGCAGAUCAAUGAAGCUGUAGCACAGGCCCUUGAAAUUGACGAGACGAUCAUCGUUGCGACUUGUCUAAUGAUGCUGAAGAAGGAGAUUGAUCGACGCAGGAUGGCUCAAUUUGCAGUGAUUGCGGGGGCGGUUGGCAAUUGA
Penicillium paradoxum is the source of this 771-nucleotide messenger RNA. RefSeq lists its product as uncharacterized. Bases 1 to 771 code for a protein of 256 amino acids. Lineage: Eukaryota; Fungi; Ascomycota; Eurotiomycetes; Eurotiales; Aspergillaceae. The transcript has a single exon. The record is from RefSeq and is a predicted model, not a curated record.